Molecule: messenger RNA, 2265 nt
Organism: Patiria miniata (bat star)
Lineage: Eukaryota; Metazoa; Echinodermata; Asteroidea; Valvatida; Asterinidae
Product: 5-aminolevulinate synthase, erythroid-specific, mitochondrial-like
Exons: 12
Coding region: 266-2098 (610 amino acids)
Biological process (GO): heme biosynthetic process; erythrocyte development; hemoglobin biosynthetic process
Cellular component (GO): mitochondrion; mitochondrial matrix
Molecular function (GO): pyridoxal phosphate binding; 5-aminolevulinate synthase activity
Source: RefSeq, a predicted model, not a curated record
GUGACCGUACCGAUUUAUUCACAUAAAAAAAGCCGUGUUGAUGAUUUGCGAGGCUGAACUGAACUAGAUAUUACUGGUCAGAAAUGCCUCGCUAACUACCUCAAAACACGGCAGUAUUUGAUUCUGUUCGUCGUUCUCAGUGAAGAACACGAAUCAAGAUUCCGAAAGACACUCCACUUGAUGUGUUCGUGGAAGAUCAGAGGACAAAUUCAAUCAUUUUUGAAUAGCCAUAUUGCACCCCAAAUUUCGGAGUCCUCAAAGCACCAUGGCACACUUGGCCAUCCUCAAGUGCCCGUUCCUGUCCCGUCUGCCUCACGGCUUUGCCAAGCGGGCCGGCACGUCCCUCUUCACCUACAGUGAGAAGUGCCCCGUCAUGAACCAACUCCUGGCCCGCCACGUCUCCAAGAAACAGGCCGAGGAAGACGACAGCCAGCAGGAGAACAACAACAACAACGAGCAGGAAAAAGGCUCCAUACCGCCAUCUCCCGGUGCCAGCAAAUGCCCGUUCCUGGCCAACAUGGAGGACUCUCGGAAGCUGACUCGUAUCAUUGACUCAGAUCUCAUUGAUUCCUCGGAUAAGGAGACAGUUGUGAAGGCUAGCCGUGCUAAAUCUGAUAAAGCUUCAAACAAGGAUGAUGCUGACUUUAUCAAAGACAAUGGAACUUUUGACUACACCAAGUUCCUCCACGACAAGGUGGCGGCCAAGAAACGAGACCACACCUACCGCAUCUUCAAGAAGGUGAACCGCAUGGCAGAGGCUUUCCCGUACGCUGAGGAGUACUCCCAACACGACGGAGAGGAGAGCCAGCCUAUAUCCAUCUGGUGUAGUAAUGACUACCUGGGCAUGAGCAGGCAUCCUAAGGUCACCCAGGCUGUCAUGGAAGCCGUCAAGAAGCACGGCACCGGAGCCGGCGGGACACGUAAUAUAUCAGGCAACUCAACCUACCACGAGCAGUUGGAAGCCUCCAUAGCCAAACUACACCAGAAGGAGGCCGGUCUGCUCUUCACUUCCUGCUAUGUGGCCAAUGAUUCAACUCUGUACACUCUAGCCAAGAGUCUUCCAGGUUGUACCAUAUACUCGGACUCCGGCAACCACGCCUCCAUGAUCCAAGGUAUACGCAACAGCGGCGUGCCCAGGUUUAUAUUCAGGCACAACGACGCAGCUCACCUAGAGGAGUUGCUGCAGAAAUCAGAUCGCUCUAAACCCAAGAUAGUCGCCUUUGAGACUGUGCAUUCCAUGACUGGUGACGUCUCACCCUUGAAGGAGCUGUGUGACGUGGCCCAUCGCUAUGGAGCCAUCACCUUCGUGGAUGAAGUCCAUGCCGUGGGCUUGUAUGGAGAUCACGGUGCUGGGGUAGGAGAACGCGAGGGCUGCCUGGACGAUAUAGAUAUCAUAUCUGGAACACUGGGUAAAGCCUAUGGUAUGAUAGGUGGCUACAUCGCGGGUGACUCGGACCUGAUUGACAUGGUGCGUAGCUACGCUGCUGGCUUCAUCUUCACUACAGCACUGCCUCCUAUGAUCCUUGCUGGGGCCAUUGCGUCUAUAGAUGUUCUUAGCAGCGAGGAAGGACGUACUUUACGCAUUCGUCACCAGAAAUCAGUCAAAGAGCUGCAUCACAAACUCAAACAAGCUGGCCUGCCCGUCAUUGAUUGCCCUAGCCACAUCAUUCCCAUUCAUGUCGGCGACUCCGAGACCAGUACCAAGGUGGCCAACCACUUGCUGGUCAAGUACGGCAUGUACGUUCAGGCCAUCAACCCGCCCACCGUGGCCCCCGGGGAGGAACGCCUACGCAUCGCGCCCACCCCCUUCCACACCCCGGACAUGAUGGACCAAUUCGUCAGUUCCUUGGUGGUGGCCUGGACCGAGUGUGGGCUGACCCUGGAACCAGAGAUUCGCCCACUGGAACUGGAACAGCUCACCCUCGGACCAGAACAACACCUGCUGGAACCGGAGCGGCGCCAACCGGAACCGAAGCCGAGCCUGGAAUGUAGGUUCUGCAAGGAUUUCAGGCCGUUCGACAUGCUGUCUCAUCUUGAGCGCGAGUUCUUCUUGAACGGGAUCAUGAAGCCGGCGGUCCGGGUAUCCAUCGCUGAAUGAUGAAGGCCAUCUAAGGCUGACCUUAAAAGUGCAGGCUAAGUGCAGUAAAUAAACUGCCAUAGACCCCAAUGAUAAAUGGCCCACUUCAGGAAUUCAGAAAAAAAUACUCACAAUUCUCCAAGGUGUUUGAGUCACACAUCAAAUGAAAGCUUACGUCAUCAUCUUUC